CUACCCGCACAUCCUUCCCGAACGCAGCAACAAGCCGAAGAGCUUGCCAAGCUCUCCUCCCUCCGCACGCAAUGGGCUCAAGAGGCUGAAGACUUGAAGGCUGAAUGCGAGACAUUCCGUUCUCUCUACGACUCAGCGCGUGCAGAGGCUGAAAAAAGCAAGGAGGAGUUCAUCGCCGUCGUGGAGGACCAGGCCCGGAGCCAGAAGGAAAUGAUUAAUGCUGCCCGCUUAGAGGCUGAGCAGAUGCAGGCGCGUGUCCGAGAGCUUGAAGAGGAAGUAGAUCAAGGUCGAAGCCGUGAGGAGGUCCGUCGCCAGCUGGAAAGAGACCUGGACGUGGCGCAUGCCGCCCUCCGCCAGAGCCAGGCGGUGGUACAAGCCACCGAAGAAGCACGAGAGCGCGUGGAAGUGCAGUCGCAGCGGGAAGGUGUCAUUCAUGAGGCGCAGCUGGCAGAGUGGAUGGCCAAGGCCGCAGCAGUGACGAGUGAGCGGAAGGGCCUGGAGGCACGCAUCGAGGGCUUGGAAAAGGAACUGGCUCAGGCGGUGGAAGAGCGGCGCGGGAAAAGAGUAGAGCUGGAAGAGGCAGCAGAGGAAAUUGGCCGGCUGCGAGAAGCAUUGGAGAUAUCAGAACGUGCAGUGGAGGAGGGGCGGAGGAAAGCAACGCGGGAGGGGGAAGAGUUACGCCGGGCUUGGCGAGAGGAAAAAUCUGAGUGGGAUGAGAAAAUUGAAAGGCUAGAGCGGCAAGUGCAGAGAACAGAAACGGAAAUGAAGGAAUUGAGACGAGAGAGGCUUGU
Nannochloropsis gaditana CCMP526 is the source of this 791-nucleotide messenger RNA. RefSeq lists its product as uncharacterized. The transcript has a single exon. The annotation marks the transcript as partial. The record is from RefSeq and is a predicted model, not a curated record.